Hemibagrus wyckioides is the source of this 797-nucleotide messenger RNA. Its product is annotated as polyadenylate-binding protein 3-like. The coding region runs from base 1 to 444 and encodes 147 amino acids. Lineage: Eukaryota; Metazoa; Chordata; Actinopteri; Siluriformes; Bagridae. The transcript has 3 exons. The record is from RefSeq and is a predicted model, not a curated record. Gene Ontology annotation, molecular function: RNA binding.
AUGCGGGGCGCUGGAUUGACCACGGGACUGGCGGAGUAUUGGAACGCUGAAGAAACGGAGGCGGAAGCGGCAGGUGGCGGAGAAGCGGUGGGUUCUGAAGGCGGCUGUAGAAUCCUCCGUAACGACUCCACCAGCUCUGGAAAAGGGUCCGAACCCGCUGGAUUCAUACUGUUAGAGGUGACUGUGGAGAGUGGCCGCUCCCGAGGUUUUGGAUUUGUGAGCUUCUCCUCUCCAAAUGAAGCAGCCAUUAAAGAGAUGAAUGGAAGGAUGAUGGGCAGGAAGCCACUAUAUGUGACGCUGGCUAACAACAAUAAGCAGCGCAAGGCUUCCCUCACCCAGACUGAACAGUGUACAAGAAGCAGCAGUCCAACUGAGCCACACACAAGACCUCACAGCUUCUUGCAGAGGGUCCAUUCACAUCGUGAGUCACAGCUGACCUUGUAAUACAAGAAAUUUAAUUCAAUAAUAAAAUGAAAAAUAUCAGGUGCAAUGGUUAUACAAACUAUGAUAAACAGUUGGAGAAUUACUGUGAUAUAUAACUGAAUAGCUGCACAAUAAUUCUGAACACACAGUGUGUAUCUGUGACAGUAAUAGAGUAAUAUGACUCUGCUUUUCUCUUUCGGGUCGUCCCUCUGUUGCACUGGCCACCAGAUGAACAAAUAUACAUACUGUGUACCAUAUACUUCAAACUGUAUACUUCCUUUUUACAAUAAAUUACAUAAUUAAUUAACUGCAAGCUUGUACCACUAUACCAUCCUGUCAAUAAUCUUUCUCUUUUUAGUUUAUGACUUCUUUUU